Scutellospora calospora is the source of this 579-nucleotide messenger RNA. NCBI's taxonomy places the organism in Eukaryota, Fungi, Glomeromycota, Glomeromycetes, Diversisporales, Gigasporaceae. The record is from the annotation of a GenBank genome assembly.
AUGGCUAUUCCAGAUUAUAUGACAGACAAAAAUUCCGUCCUUGAGGACAAAGUAGAAUGGCGUAAUGGAAAACCUAAUUAUACUAAUGCCAAUACACUUUUUGAGAAGGAACGUACCAAGAUUCAUCCAACGGGGUCACUUGAGGAACUCGUAACAAAUCUAGUAAAAAAUUGGGAAAAAGAAGCGUCUCAUAAACUUAAAGCCGAAGAAUGGCGCACAAUUGAUCAUAAGCUUUACAAAUUCUCUACAAAUGGUGGCCCUUGGUCAACUGCAGAAGAUAUGUUAAAAAUUGGAACUUACAAUGCACUUAUUGGAGAAUCUGAAUUUUAUUCAGCGAAACGGUUAAAUUUACACGAGUCUCACGAUGUAUUCCGAAAUUCUUUGUCCACUGGUUUUGCUUGGGAAGUUCUCGAAGUCUAUUCUGUGAUGGCUGAACCAACAAAUGAAGUAGUAGAAAUUUUCGGUAUCACUGUCGCGACGAUUAAUGACAAAUAUCAGAUAAUUUCUCUUGAGACAUUUUAUGAUCCUGCCGAUCUCAUGAAACAAAUGGUCAAGAAUUGCCCAAUCGCUAAUCAUUAA